AUGUACGGUGAAACAGGAAACUUCUUUACAGCUAUUCAGCGGCUUGCCAACAAAGUUGAGAUGCACAGUAUAUUGUCGUCCCUGCGGCGAUAUCUUAUCAUUGUUCUUGAUGGUGAAAACACAAUGGAAUCGUCAGGGGUAAGAGCGAGCCAGCUUUUCAGCGCAAUGAACCCAAUCGACAAACUGAUGGAGACUGAAAUGGAAUUUACAGCUUCCACUCACUUAUGUAUGAUUGAAGCUUGUUCUGGCAGUGGGAAGUCGCUGUGCGCUGCCGAUUUCUUUGUUCGACAUCCAGAAGAAUGUAUCUACUUCCUUUUCCGCCCUUCGAACCCAGACAUGGUGCGGCUCAUGUACUCUUACGUAGAAAGCAUCACAGAUCUCAUGGCGUUGGCCAUCAAUACCGACCUGCGCUUGUUGGUGCAGUCUGCACCUCCUACCUCGAGUAUUGAAUCUGUCAGUUUGUCAGCUUUGGAUGUCACAGAUUUUCGACAAACGUGGUACAUACUGGGAGCUCUGGGCUACUUGUGGAAUGAGACGACUACAGUUGCCCCAGUUUCUGUGCAGAAAGCUAGGACAUGGGAACGGCGGCUGGUUCUAAUGGAUGAGACCAUUCCUGAUGAGCAGGACUACACAGCGAUCGCGAAGCUGAUGCUCGUCAAGAGGGUGUUGACAACCGCAGGAAUUCACUGCAUUAUGCUAGGGACGAAUAGUGCGGCCAUGAAUAUGGAUAGGAUCUCAAAGCCUGUCUACGAGCACAGUCGCCAUGAAGGUCGAAUGAUGGUGUGCUUGACGCAUCGCUCGCUUCCUAGAUACCUGCUGUCGUCGAACCAGGACAAAGAAGCGAUGACAAGGGUAUUUGCAGAGGCACGGCUCGAUGAGCUGCUGGACAACGUCAAUCCAUGGCUCUGCUCGCUGUUUUUGAAGUAUUUGAAAAAAGAAGGGGAUACCGUUCCAUGCAGUUUGAUGCGAACGGUCUCCAGCAAGGUCCUCGAAGAAGUGAAGCGGAUCAAAAGGAACCUAAUGGACGAAUCUAUCUAUUGCAUGUUUCAGAUAUCCGCGCACAGCCCUGUCUCUCAGUUGCACAUCUCCAAAGGGUUUGCUCAGCUGAAUGUGCGGCAGAGUAAACCGCCACUGCGAGGCAGCAGUGAAUCUAUGCUUGUUCUGACCCAAGAACAAGACGAUGAGGAAAUGAGAAUCAAGGGCACUCGUCUCCCCGAUCUGAACUCGUGUUUUCCUAGCGCCUUGCGUGACCCCAUCACCGUGGCUGUUUGUGCUGGGGGAGGGCUCCCUUUCUCUCGACGAUCAGCGCUCGAGGUCUUGCAGGGCAUCCACAAGCAGAAGGCAGUUUGGAGUAAUCCCAUUAAUGUGGAUGCGUACAAGUCAGGUGGAGACGAGUUGAAGUCGUUUGGUGCAGUCGUCAUGAUGAUCAGCAGCUGGUCUCCCCCUCAGGACCUUCUGAAGAAUAUCGCUUUUCACUGCGGUAUUCAAAACGACAAGCGAAGUGUCGAUGAGAUUCUUGCUUCUCUCGCAAACAAAGCAAGCUUCGUGGAAAUCCUGAAGACCUGCAUGUCUAACUUAGCUCCUGUGCUAUCGGAUGAGCAGGAGAGUGCAGCUUCGCCGUUCAUGGGCUUUUACAUCCGAAACAGGGACAGAAAGGGCAGGGACGAUGCCUUUACAGGACCAACCUGUGCAAGCGACAAACCUUUGGAGGGAGGAGUGGAGUUCAAGAAUUGGAAGACACCUCUAAGUAGAAAACAGUUUUCAAAGGCGAUCUCUCGCCUCUUGAGUAAGGACCUCGAUGUUUAUGUGUUCAUGGUUCUGGAGUUAUCAGAGACAAUCACAGAGAGCGUCAUUCAACAAUAUAUCAGUCACAGGAAAGCUAGCUACAAGACAGAGUGGCUUGUACUGCAUCUCAAUCGAGAAGGCUGGAGCACCUUUUCAAUUCAGAAUGACGCAUCAGGCACACGGUCGGUCAGUAAAAUCGGAAAAGGCAUCCAUGAGCAAGCGGAGGUUGGUGCGGUCAAGAGAAAAGUGCUGAUGAUCGUGGAGGUUGGAAUCGAUACUCAACCAUUCUGCAGCAAUGAAUGA
Molecule: messenger RNA, 2088 nt
Organism: Guillardia theta CCMP2712
Lineage: Eukaryota; Cryptophyceae; Pyrenomonadales; Geminigeraceae
Exons: 2
Coding region: 1-2088 (695 amino acids)
Source: RefSeq, a predicted model, not a curated record